Molecule: messenger RNA, 807 nt
Organism: Cydia strobilella
Lineage: Eukaryota; Metazoa; Arthropoda; Insecta; Lepidoptera; Tortricidae
Product: acanthoscurrin-2-like
Exons: 4
Coding region: 198-683 (161 amino acids)
Source: RefSeq, a predicted model, not a curated record
CAUCAUGUGGUUUCUUGUUGAUAUAUUGGUAUUCGGUUAGGUGGGGCGAUGCGGUGACAUAUCUUUCGCAGGACAACGAUCCGUAUGUGUGGUCGCCGUGUCGUCCUAUAUAAGACAGAGGUAGGAUCUCACUGGGCAGAAGAUUUCUACCGGUUUCGUAGUGUGUGUGCUAGUCGCAGAUUUUGAAACAGAUCACAAUGAAGGUGUGCACAUUAGCGUUCGGAGUGGUUGUGUUGUGCGCGGCCGCGAUGGCGCUGGAGUCCAGCCCACUGAUCCAAGCGCUGCAGCCCGUGGAGGCUGUGGAGCAGCCCACGCAGCUCGUACCCGUGUACAUGCAGCCCACCGACGUGCAGGUGCCGAGGCAGAAAAGAUCCCUGCUUCUUGCUGGCGCAGGUCUCGGCGGUCUCGCCCUCCUCGGUGCCGGUGCUGUUGGCGCGGGUCUGAUUGGUGCUAAGGCUGGUUUGGUCGGCGGUGCUCUUGCUGCGGGUGCCCUACAUGGCAGAGGCUUCGGCGGCGGCUACGGCUAUGGCGGUGGCUACGGCUACGGCGGAGGCUACGGCGGCGGUUACCCCUACAGAGGCGGUUACGGCGGCAGCUACGGAGGCGGCUAUGUCGGAUACGGCGGUGGCUAUGGAGGCUACAGGUCCUACCCCACAUACGUCGUUGAAGAAAGCUGGUGCUGAUUGCUUCAUAGCAAUACGAGUAGUUGUAUUAUUGUUCAAAGACUUUGUUGUUUUAAGUGAAGUAAACUAGGUAUUUAUGUAAAAUUCAGUGCGUGAUAUACGAAAUAAAAACCUACGAGUACAA